AUGUCGCAAACUACAAAGUCAAAACCACUACCACCGAGAGUUGAGUUCCAGCGCGGCGAUAGUGGUGGUAGCAGACGUGUCCACCAACACGUGGCAGUGGAUGACUGGAUGAGGAGAGUUCCGUCGUCGGAGAUGCUGAAUACUCAACAGCUUCUUGAGAUGGCUUGUCGCCUCCCCUAUGAUCAUCUCGUUCGCUGUCUAUGGGAAUUUAUAUGUUUAUGCAUACCUGAUUCCUACGACACUUUAUCUACUUCUGAUGAUGAUGAAGUUGGAAGUUAUGCUUGCUUUUGA
Eruca vesicaria subsp. sativa (arugula) is the source of this 291-nucleotide messenger RNA. NCBI's taxonomy places the organism in Eukaryota, Viridiplantae, Streptophyta, Magnoliopsida, Brassicales, Brassicaceae. The record is from the annotation of a GenBank genome assembly.